This is a messenger RNA of Volvox carteri f. nagariensis, 1560 nucleotides long. RefSeq lists its product as uncharacterized. Gene Ontology annotation, molecular function: histone binding. Gene Ontology annotation, biological process: regulation of gene expression. The record is from RefSeq and is a predicted model, not a curated record. Gene Ontology annotation, cellular component: nucleus. The transcript has 3 exons. Bases 1 to 1560 code for a protein of 519 amino acids. NCBI's taxonomy places the organism in Eukaryota, Viridiplantae, Chlorophyta, Chlorophyceae, Chlamydomonadales, Volvocaceae.
AUGGAUUCAGUUGCGAAAAUGGUGGAAUCCAUGCUGGAAGGCGAGGACGAGGCGGAGGAGGUAGACAAGGGACUCGUGCCGUACGUCCAGGUCCUGCAACGAUGGAAAGUUUGGCGGGACAACGUCCCGAUCUUCUAUUCGACAUGCGUGCUGUUCACAACCCCAUGGCCAAGCCACACGGUGCAGCUAUACCCGCACGUCCGCCGGGAGCGCGACGCGGACGGCCUGCUGCGGCAUGCCGUACUGUACGGCAACCGUCGGGACUCCGACGACAUGCCGGUUGUGGUACUGGCAACGGUCUUGGUGGACGAUAAUCCGGGUCAUCUUAAGCAGCCCUUGAGCCUGCCGACGAUGAUGCCGUACACUGAGCCUGUUGAAGAAAUUUGCAGUUUUCCCCAUCCCCCUGGCCACGUCGACCGGGUGAGAUGCAGUCCCCCCGCGAGACCGAACCUGGUGGCGGUCAAAUGCGACGGAACCGCGCUGAGCUUGUACGACAUAGGGCCCGCGCUGGCGCGGAUUCGUGCCGGUGACGUGGAGGGAGCCGCGGCGGGCGAUGAUGGUGACGAUGAUGUGGAUGGAGAGGGAGGAGGAGGGGAAGACGGCGGCGAUGGGGGAUGCGGGGGGAGAGGCAACGGGGCGCGGCGGACCGGAGAGCGCGGGAGGGUUGGAAUAGAGGGGAGUGGCGGCGACGGCGAUGACGGCGGCGACGGUGACGGCCUGGUCAGCGUACUGGACUCGGAGGUACAGGAGGGCGUGUCCCUCACAUGGGCGGACUCCGGAGCUGGCGGCGGCGGCGGCGGCGGCGGUCUGAGGCUCUUCAGCGGCUUGCGGGAGGCUGUGGCGGCGCCAGCUAUGCUGGCAUCGGCUGGUACCGAUGGUCGUACACUGCUUUGGGAUCCACGUCAGCGCCAGCCCGCGCUGCAGGCGCCUAGAUGCCGACGGGACGUCAACGCCGUCGCCUUCGCACCCGCCGCCGCUGCAGCAGCGGGCGCAGGCCCGCUGCUCGCCAACGCCGGGGACGAAGGCAUCAUCCGAGUGUACGAUAUCCGUAUGCUCGGCGGCGGCGGCGGCGGCGGUAGCGCCGCCGGGCCUACGGCGGUGCCAGCGCCGUUGCAUCGCCUCACUGGCCACAACUGCCAAGUACAGCAACUGUCGUUCAGCCCUCACCUCGCGCAGCUGCUGGCGGCGGCAGACGAGCAAGGCCGGGUGUUGCUGUGGGAGCUGGGCCGGGUCGCCCAUUCUGAAGAGGGGCUCGCCACGCGGCCAGAGCUGCUUUUCGCGCACGCCGGGCACGCGCUGCCGGUCGAUGACAUCAGCUGGAGUACGGAACUGUACGGCACGCUGGCCUCAGUGUCGGGUUUCAUUGACCCGGCGGUGGUGGCGGCGGCGCGGUCGUAUCCGGGCGCGGAGUCCGAUUUGCCGCAGCCGCCGGCGGGUGUACAGGUCUGGCGGCCAGCUGGAGAUGUACUGCCUCCGCCGCCGUCGAAGACGCCGACGGCGGCGAAGGCGAAGGCGGUACGGCCGAAGGCACCGGCCGUCCCCAACCGUAACGGCCCCUAA